AUGGCGCCCUCGAAAGCACCCACCUCGUGGGACGACGAAGACUCCGACAGCACGCCUCCCUCUUCUCCUCCAGCCGUCGCAGCGCGGCGAGGCAAGUUCGACGAUGAGGAAGAUGACGACGUGCUGGAGUCAUGGGACGCCGCCGAAGACAGCGAGGAGGAGCGCGAAAAAGCAAAGAAAGCCGCCGAAGCCAAAGCUAAGGCCGACGCUGCUGCGAAGGCGAGCCACAAGUCCAAGUCCCAGCGGAUAGAAGAGAAGCGCCAGGAGAACAUGCGCCGACGGCGGGAGAUGGAGGACGAGAGCAGCGACGAGGAGGAAGAUGAGGCGACGAAACGUGCACGACUCCGAGAGUCAGAGAAGGCCAGCGACCUCAAGAACGCCGAGGACCUUUUCGGCGGCGUCGGUGGUGUCCCAAACACGCGUGCAGCAGGGAAGCCGGUGACUGUGCAGGAUAGCGAUGAUCCGACGAGCACGGUCGACCUGAGCAAGCUAAAGAUCUUCAACCCGAGCACCUUGGGACAGUUCACGCAGCUCCGAGAGGCGCUUGUGCCGCUACUUACGGCCAACUCGAAGAAGCCGCAGUACGCAUCGUUCAUGAAGGAGUUCAGUAAGCAGCUGGUCAAGGAUCUCAACAGCGAUCAGGUGAAGCAGAUUAGCAGUGCUUUGUCGACCAUCAGCAACGAGAAGAUGAAAGAGGAGAAGGCGGCAGAGAAGGGUGGCAAGAAGACGAAGGCUGUGAAGACGAAGACGAGUUUGAGUGCGAACAGGGAUGUGUCGGCGAAGGCGGAUGUCACGAAUUACGACGACGGGCUUGAUGAUGAUGACUUUAUGUGA
Saxophila tyrrhenica is the source of this 834-nucleotide messenger RNA. RefSeq names its product Translation initiation factor 3 subunit J component (gene HCR1). Gene Ontology annotation, cellular component: cytoplasm; eukaryotic translation initiation factor 3 complex. The coding region runs from base 1 to 834 and encodes 277 amino acids. The transcript has 2 exons. Gene Ontology annotation, molecular function: translation initiation factor activity. The record is from RefSeq and is a predicted model, not a curated record. NCBI's taxonomy places the organism in Eukaryota, Fungi, Ascomycota, Dothideomycetes, Mycosphaerellales, Extremaceae.